Messenger RNA from Xyrichtys novacula (pearly razorfish), 12128 nucleotides. NCBI's taxonomy places the organism in Eukaryota, Metazoa, Chordata, Actinopteri, Labriformes, Labridae. The record is from the annotation of a GenBank genome assembly.
ACAAGAAAGUUGUAUCGGUGUCUUGGGACUGCUCUGGGUGCAUCGUGUGCAUUUAUCUGAGCAACAAAAAGCUCUGCACAAAGAUACAGGUGACUGGAUUGUUUGAUUGUGCCUGGAUUGCUCAGCUGGAGAGUGAUGCAAUGCAACAGAAUAAACAAAUGCAUCACGCUGACCAAACACUUCCUUUGAGUGAGUCAUAAUUUUGGCAUCGCCGGCGUGUUUAUGAGUAGACGACACCUUUCUCUGCAGUCACGAGAGUAAUAACACACUUGGCGUGCUCUGGAAACCUGUUGAAGCGAAGUAGGAGAUGGUUUAAAUGGAACAAGGUGUCUCAGAGGAUCUCCUUUGAUCUCAGCAAUUUUGCAUGAUAUAAAUACCUACAGAUUAAUUAUGCAUGCGCGGUGGGAUUCGCCAAAUUCAUGACUGUCCUGAUGAGCACUUGCUUGCUCUUUUCUCUUGCUCUUGGAUAUUUUUGGCACGUUGGCGAAACCGAUCCGAUGGCGUCGUUAGAGAAAACACAAGAAAGCGUCGUUUAGUAGAUUGUUGUUAAUUACAACUUACAAAACAUAGUAGACUUGCCAGGAAUCACUUAAAUAAUUCAAUGUAAAGACAUAUUUGUGUUAAAGAAGCCAAAAAUCCAACAUUCGUUUUUAUUUGGAACAGUCCGAUAAAACAGGCAAUAUGAAGAAUAGUCCAUAAAGAUUUACUUUAAAAGGCUUUUUUCUGUAUAGAGGAUGCAAAAGAGACAAGAAUAUAUAAUAGUAGUAAUUAAGGUCACUGUAAUCGAACAUAACUCUUGCAGAGUUCAUGGUCCCUGAUAUCUCCCCAGCCCCCGUUUUUCACAUGUGGAGCCACCCCUCCAGCCCCGUUUGCAGGCAGUCUCUUAGUUAUCAGGAGGUUCUUUGGGAACAGCUGGUUCCCGCUGCUCUGGAGGAUGUUCUCUAUCUUGGUUUUCUGGCUCAUCGGCAUGCAGGAGGCCUUUUUGUGGUGCAUGCCGCAGUCCCCGGCGUGGAAGAUCCUGGGCGCCUCGCUCACCAUGACCUUCCAGUAAGAGGGCAGGCAGGCCACAGUCAAGUGCUGCAAGGACCAGUCCCAGUUGUAGUCGUCGUACGUGCAGAACGUGUCGGUGCACUGGAUGAGCUUCUGGUAUGUCUCUCUAUUCAGGGCCAUCCCCAUGUUGUGCUCAGUGGACUUCCACGCCUUCACCUCAACCUUGUUAGCUUUGCUGGAGUAGCCGAUGUGGCUGUAGCUUCCCAGUGAGAGGAUGUCGCAGUCGGUGCACUGCUCUCUUUUCAGGGCUGACAUCAGCUUUAAGAGAUGGAUAAAGUCCGGGGACAAGAAGUGGUCCUCCUCGAUCAGGAGGACCAGACCUUUGUGAUCCUUCACAGCUUGUACUCUUUCCCAUACAAAGUGCAGCUUCCACCACCAGUGGUGCUUGGUCUGAGAGAACUUUGCCUCCCGGUAGUGGCCGAACGAGUCAGGGUACUCUGCGUUGAUGCAGCCCAUCUUUAAGGCGUCUUUUUUGGGGAUGUCUCUGGGACAGUCCCUGGGGUCAUGUCCCGGGAACUCCUGUGGGUAUAGCUGAAUGCUGAAGGGGAAGAAAAUCUGAAGUACCUGACAAAAGUCCACAGAGGCAACCACCUUGUUUAUUUCAGGAGACCAGAAGUCAUGGCUGAAUAUCAGCAGUAUGCUCUCUACGCCUCUGGCCUUCCGCAGACUGUCCACUAAGAGUUUAAGGUAGUCCGGUCUGUUAUGGACCUGAACCACCACAACCAGAUCAUCCUUCUGCCGUGCCGCCUUGAACUUUUCCUCAUUUCUUAUCGUUUGGUCGAAGUUGAGCUGAAAGACGAUGCCCCGGUAGACUAAAGUGGUGUUAUCUAUCUCUGGUUUGGAGAUCUUCUCCUUGUCCUUUGCUUUUUCCUGGUGUGUGUCAUUUGCAUGUAUAACUGGAGGGUGGACAGGUGCCCGGCUCACCACAGGUGUAGCUUGUACUUGGAUAUGAUUGUUAAUGUUGAUGCUACUGCUGCUACUGCUAAUGCUGCUGCUUCUCCUCGCCGUCUCCACCUCCUUUGGGAACGCUCCACUUUCGCUCUUCUUCUGCCUUCCGCUGCUCCAGAAAGCGAGGCCACAGAUGACAACCACCACGGUCAGUAUCACCACCUUCCUCUUGUAGAUUCGGAAUCUCAUGAUAAGGGGUCAGCCUCUUGCCAGGGGGGAGAGAAGUUGAUUGCGGUGAAAUGAAGAUCUCAGGUUUGCAGCGAGGAUGAUGUGCUUUGUAAAGGGUGCAAGCCUGAUUAAAAAGAAGCUGCUAUGAGGCUAAUUGUUGGCUAAAUGAUUCUUUGUUGUAAACACAGACCCCACUGGAAUGUCAUUGACGGUGGAUAGAUUCUCCAUAAGGCAUGACGGUAGCUUGGAGGCAGCAGGGCAGCAGUGUGCAGGAACCACCUAAAGGAGAGAGACAUCAUGAAAAAGUUAGGUGCAUUGUGGUACUGAAACUAGGACUGUCAUGGUGAAAAUGCCUAUACUAGUUCAUAUCAGUAUGCAGUGUAUUGCAAUAUAUCAAAUGAGUUUUAAAAGCAUCUGCCACUGUCUUAAAUUGUUAGAUCACCCAUCACAAAAUUAGAAUAAAUGUCACAUACUGGGAGCCAAAGAAACAGUAAGAUGCUUAUUUUAACUACAAGCUCAUAAAAUAGUGACAGAUGUUAAAUGAAAAGGGCUAAUAAGCUACUAGAUUAAGAAAAUAUACAUACACUGCAUGGAAUAAAAUAACUAAAUCCUAUGAUAUCAAAAUUAAAACCAGGGGGAAAAAGGCUAAUCCUUUUUUCCUCCAUUUGCUUGUGAAGGCACUUGGAAGUAGUGUCAAGCUACUAAAACAAGCUCAUCACAUGUUAGAAGCCAAAAAUAUUACAUUGCAAACACUAAUUCAUUUUGCAAGGUUUAAAUCUGGUUAAUAGAAACGAUGUGAUGACUGAAACAUAAUAUUGUGAAAUGACUCCUGUAGCUUUAGUCAGAGCACACACACACACACAGACACACACACAGAAACGGUCUUGUCUUGCAUAAAAUGACAGACAAAAAUGAAAAUAUAGAUUUUUUUGGGGAUGCUUAUCUCUGAUUAAUACAUAUUUAAAAUUGGCCUUUUAGUUAAAUAAACAGUUAACUAAAGCACCCAGGUUUCGCUUUUGUAAGUCUGUGUCCUGAAGAAAGAUUCAACAAUGACAGCCCUUUUCUGUUGAUAUCUGACACUAUUCUUUUUUUCUAGCACCCGCCUAAUUCUCUCUCUUGUGGUUCACCCCUGACUGUGCCCAAGCUUGAUAGUCUGUGUGUGGUACUGAGACAUUUGAUACCUUUGAUCAUCUGUGAAAAUAUUAAUGAACACACCCCACGUAACGCCUACAAAAUUUAACAAAGUCUUAGCCACACAAGUUUGGAUGGACCAUAAUAAAACAGCAAUGACUAUACACCAACCAGUCACAGCAUUAGGUAUUUUACCCGCUUCUUUACAAAUGCAUCGUAUUAAGAACACCUUACAAUAAUACACUACAGCUAGGGCUAGGCGAUAAGAAGAUAACGAUACACAUCGAAAAUCAAUUUCCCUCGAUUCGCACUGAACCAAUUAUGUGCUGAAUUAGAACCAAGAAGCAAACAACUGCGUAGUCGCAGGCUGCAGCUACACACAACCAUAGCACUUUAACACGUAAAGCAGACAGCACUGUUGGUGAGAAAAAAAAGAAAAUGAGUGCUACCCCUGGCAGAAAUUCAGAUGACGGCUCAACAGAUGACGACAUCGCCGACAAAAUUGGCAUGAAAACGUCGGUGGUGUGGAGGUUUUUUGUUUUUUUGAAGUCGGACAUGAAGCAGAGUAAUGUGCACUGCAAAUUGUGUCGAGUACAUGUUCUCACAAAGUUGGGUAAUACCUCAAAUCUUUCCCAGCAGUGACACGUUGCAGAACAUGUGCAAUACAAAAGUAGGACUGGUGAUUAUAUGAUCAUGAUUUAUGAUCGUGGUAAAUUUCAUUUCGAUCACAGUAAUUAUUUGUGAGCAUAUUAACUCAAUCAAACAAAGCGGAAAUGUGCGUCACAACAGCCAAUCAGAGUCCAGCUUUUCCUGCUCCACUUCUGUAAGUCGCCGGAGAAGUAAACCGUAAUAAUGUGUACUGUAAUAAUCGUUCCACAAUUAUAAUUUAAAGACAAGUGGCAGCGUCACUCAGCAGAGGCGAGCAUGCCGACUACAUACCAACCUAACCCACUUGUAGUCUUACCCACGGUGUCAAAGCCUCGGUAGCAAAAUGUACAAACAAACCACCACAACAGUAGUCCCAAAUCCAAAACAAACUCUGAAAUUAAGUACAUUAAUGCCAGCCUAACAAAAGCGGGAACAUUAAAAGAGAAAAUGAAGAAAUUUUACAACAAAAUGCGAGAACAGUCGGAGACUGAGACAUAGUAUGGACGUUUUACGGCUUCACAAAACAGACGGAGCAGGUAAACCUGACACCAAUCUGCAGGUUAUGCCGUAAGGAAGUUGCAGCGCCGCCGUCUAACACUUCAAACCUACAUGCCCAUCUCCGUGAACACCAUCCAGCAUCUUUAAUUACGUUAAAAGCAAUGCGAUAAUACCGUGAAUCGUGAUAUUUUGGAUCACCAAUAUCGUGAUAUAAAAUUUUUCAUAUCGGCACAUGCCUAGCCCUAACUACAGCACACCUCCAACACACCCACCUCAACUUUAGCAAUUAAUUUAAAGCAAGUCUGGCCAUGUCAACAAAAACUAAAAAUGCAGAAACUUUCUUUGAGUAAAUCUUAAGUUGAAUUAAAUUCCAUUAGGUGUUCAUGAUGUUGUGGCUGGAUGCUGUAUAAAGUUAUCACCUCGUAUAUGUGUGUAAUAUCCCUGCAGGGCUCUUCACGCAUUUACAGCUCGUCGAAUCGUAACCGUUGCUCCUGCAGCCGAAAGUAGUUCAAUUCGCAAUGCUGACUCUUUCCUUUGCACAAUCUGAACCUGAGUUUGAUAAAAAUGUUUGUCUAUCGUGUCCUGUUUCUGUGUCAACAUUUCACUCGGAGCCCUGAAGCGUUUCCUUUAGUUUUCUCUCCUGACAGACACACAGAGCCACAGACAGCUUACAUCGAUUACAGCCUUUUCACACCAUCGCUUAUAUUUUCACCGGGUGAGAUAAAACGCUCAAAAUACCAGAAAGCAGUCUGCAGUUUUAUUGUUUUAUGACAGGAAUCCUCCUCUUAAAAGCUAACGGUGCGUUAGCAUUUGCGGCUAACUACCAACAAGCAGUCCAGUCCAGACCAAACCUCGUUAAAAACAGCCUCCAUGUUAGACCCGGACCACCAUAUUUAAAAUACGCACCUAAAACUGAGGCAGCCGAGCGGUCCUUUCAGUGGAAAACAUCAAUACGGCGGCGUCCCAUUUUCCUCCAUUUCUUCUAAUAGGCUGCAUGGAAACGCAGCUUUCAGCUAGCUGCAAAAACCCUAAAUACGGAAACCACAGCCUGCCGCUGUCCCACAAUGCACUGUUCCAGCGGGGGGCACUCGAGACCCCAUCAAUAUCAUAUCCCUGCUGCUUUUCUCUUUUUUUCUGCUUUAUUGGAGGAUACGGCUGCACAGAUUAAUCAAACAGCAAACAAACACCAUAAUCUCAGCCUAAAAUAAACACAGAGUAAGACACGCUAUUUAUAUGCACAUGGGUAUAAAAAUUAAAGUGAAAUAUUUUUAUGUACAGUGUGGACUCUGCUCUUCUGUCGUUCAGUUUAUGUAAUGAUUUGAUGUAAUGCUCUAUUUCUAUUUCGAGUGUGUUAUACUUUGGGUAUACACCCACCUGCUGUAACAUUGGGCACACCUGGGCGAGUACGGUGGCCGAGAACCGCCACUGCUGGAAAUAAGAAAGAAUGCAAAAAAAAAAAAAGGAAGAAAGAAAGAAACCACAACAGAAGUUACUGAUACAAAAAAGAAAGAAAGAAACCACAACGAGAGUUACUGAUGCAAAAAAAAGGAGAGAUACAGAAAAAAACAGAGAGAGAAACCGAAGCCCGCUGCAAAUAAAAAAAGGAAACGGUGCAGAUUGACAACAACAACCACACACACACACAAAAAAACCCCCACAACAGAAGUUAAUGAUGCUAAAUAAAGUGGUGAUGGAAAAAAAAAGAGAAACAACAGAAGUGAGCUGCCGGGAACCAAUAAUGAUGAUGCACCUGUGUUUUACGAUCUUGGCACAGAAGACGACAGCAAAAAGAUGAACAAAGAAGUAAGUGGAAUUGUUUCAUUUGGCUUUGUAAACUCUCAGUGUGUCGUUUGCUUAGGCAAUGUAGCGCCUGAGUUGAUAUGAAGUUGAACUGAACGAAAGUUAAAAAAAGUAAAAAAGUAGUGAUGCAAAAAAUAAAUAAAUAAACUUACUGUAUAUAUAUAUAUAUAUAUAUAUAUAUAUAUAUAUAUAUAUAUACACACACACACACACACACACAUAUAUGUAGAGUAAAAAUCUUUACCGUUGCCUUAAAGAAUUCUAGUAUUUGAGUAAAGUACAAAUCAUCAGAAUCUGUACUUAAGUACAGUACUCAAGUAAAUUUACUGUCCACCACUGCAUAUGUUGCUAAACAGAGUGAAAGAAAAGUUGACAGCAGUAUCUUGAAUAAUUUUGUUUUAUUACUUUUCUUAUAUUAGAAAUAUUAUUUAGAUUAUUAUUGCCACGGGACUAAUAAGCAAUCAGUACAUUUCAGUAAUAAAACUAACUUUACCUUGUUGCCCAGACUCCAUACCUCUAGGCGGCAGCACCUACAAUCUCCAUAGGGGAAACAAACCAUCUAAAAGCUUCAUCUGCGCAGGCGCGUCCCUCUUUCUUCCUUUCCGACGCUCGAGCGAAAGAGACAAGAUGGGCCACCAGCAGCUCUAUUGGAGUCACCCCAGAAAAUUCGGACAGGGAUCACGAUCCUGGUCAGUCCUGCCUCUUAUUUAUUCUGUAUCUUAUUAAGCGCCGAAGUGGGGUAGUUUGAGAGUGUUUGUGGUUUCUGGCACUUAGACAUUUGUCCCCCAACAAACACCGCGUGGACGCUGGUCCUCGGCUAAUAUGGCGGUGUGGAGGAUGCGCCUAGUUAGCUUCAUAGCAUUAGCCUUAGCUCAUCACAGCUCUGUAUACCCUUGUUAACAGUGAACUAAACCUUAUAAAAGGAUGAAAAUGAACAAAAGAUUUUUAAAAAUAUACUAUAAACUUUAUCUUUUAUUAUCGUAAGUGUUGUAUCCGUGUUAAGUAGUCGAGAUGCAUCCAAGUGAUAGUCGGCUCCGGGUUUGUGUGUACUUCCGCCACUUCUAAUUCAAUAUUUCUGUAUGAAUAAAAGGUGCUAUAAGUAUUGUUUUGUAAGAAAUGUGAAAUGAGAGCUCUUUUAUCCGUUUCUUCCUCCCUCUCCAGCCGGGUAUGCUCGAACAGACACGGUUUGAUCCGUAAAUACGGGCUCAACAUGUGCCGUCAGUGCUUCAGGCAGUACGCCAAAGACAUCGGCUUCGUCAAGGCAAGUAUCUAGCUUUUUCUCUGACAUCCACGCUGCUUUUAAAGUUUCAUGAAAACUUAAAUAACUUAUAUUAUUCUUGCAGAAGUUAGGCUUCUGUUUGGCAGUAAGAGUAAUGGUUUAUGUUGUGUUUUUACAGCUGGACUAGAUGUCUCAAACCCUCCCUCCCAGAUGACCAUGGGGACCUAUGACAGGCUGGAGAUAAUGGGAUGAUUUGGCACUGCAAAUAAAUGUGUUUUUUUGUCCAAGAUGAAUGCAUUGUGUGCUUCUUAUAUUGUUUACUGGGUACUUGUACAAAUAACGUGGGUUUUGAUGGGGAAAUGUCCCACUCUAAGCAGGAAAUAUGCACAACAAAUCUCAGUUUCACUUUUUUACAGUGGGCAGAUCUUUGACAGAGGCAGGGAGGAUUCUUUUCAGAAUCAUUUAGGGAGACUAAACACCUUCAUAGGAAUCUGUGUGUACAUGGCAUCUCUAGGCUAUCCAAGAAUGUAUUGGGCUGCUAAAACAAGAGUCCCAGUUAUAGCUGAUUCCAUGACCUGUGAUCGUUUCUACAUGAUCAGGUCUUCACUAAAAGGCCUGAAAUGGUCAACAGUCCAAGGCCUUUCAGGUGCAGAAUACCCGGGUUCAAUAGUGAAACAUGUAAUAUGUGUGAAGUACCAUAAUUUCCUCUGUGUCUCCAAAAGAUCCUAGUGCUUCCUCAGGCAUUUUAAAUUAAUCACCUUUUGUCAAAUGGAAAACCCGGUGCCUAGUGAAAAGUCAGUGAGUUCUAAGUUGACCCAGGACCUCCUUAGAUGUUUUUUAAUGUAAAUAUGUUCAAUUUGUUUUGAUAUACUAAUAAAGAUUUAUAAGUAGUAUAUCAAAACAUGAUUAUAAAAGCAUGCAUUAGUCUCUGUCUGGCUCAGAGAGAGAAACGGUUAUACUUUUGCAGUGUUUUUAAGAUGGUAAAAGGCUGUUUUAGUGACCACCCAGGAUGAGUUUUAAAAUUAAAAUCAGCAUCAAAGACCACCUUGAGAAAAUGUGGAUAAGUACCCUAUUGCUGGGUCUUAUCAGGCAAACUUUACUAUGUAACAGGAAUAUCUCAGAUUUGGAUGUAACACGGCUGUUCAAACCCACAUAUUGAGUGUUUCUUAUAAAGAAUUACUCAGUCAGAUUUAAUGUUUUAAGUCAAGCACACAGCUUUUAAAAGUUUAAGUUUAACUAGUUUUAGUUUUUUAACCAACGUUUUUUGUUGGUGCUGUAAAGUCUUUCAAAUCAAUACAGAUCCAUAUGAAAUAUCAGAUAGUGGAGUACAGCAGCUUUUGUCUGGAAGCUCCCUACAAUGUUUUGUUUCUACUUUGGCUUUAUGUUAAACUAUGUUAACACUCAAAUGGAUGGCCAAGAAAGUAAAACGAGUAAAAACUAAACUCAAAUGUCAUAAUUUAAUCAUCAUACCUGUUGUAAACAAAAUUUGCUCUACUUGAGAAGACAUUAAAGCGAAAAAGGCUGUUUUUUUCACAAACUGGUGAAAAGCAAAAGGUUAAUUUCCAAAUUUAAACAACACACCCAAGAAUUGCCAACAUGCUGAGAUAUUGUUAUGAAAAAUUCAGAGUCCCCUGUAGUGCGGCUAAUUGCUCAAUGCCUCAAGGCGGGUGGACAACAAAUAUUGAGAGGAUUUCACAGGCGCAAGCAAGGAAUAAACAAAGGCUGAAUGACAAAACAGAGGAUAGAAGACAGAUGAUUACUUAUAUUUAACUAAUAAGUAACCUUGAAGUGAAGGGCUAUGCCUGUGUAUCUCAAUAUAAAAGCAAAGUCAGAUGGAGACUGUAACACUGCUCAGUGUCUUGAUCUAAAAAGAGAAGAAAAGCAAUUAAACCGAAUGACUAUGGUCGAAUCAGUAUGAUGGCAAUGAAGUAUUUCAAGUCAUUAUGGCAGCAUAACAGUGCAUAAUUAAUUUUAAAGCACUAAGCCAUGUGGGCUGUUAUAAUCAUAGUGUCAGACUGUUCAAGCGAGAUGAAUUUGCCUCGGUUUCUUAGUUUUGUCUGCACAAAAUUGAUGUGAGUCAGGUUUGCCGUACUUUUAUCAGCCUGUGAGGAAUUACUAAGAAAUUAAUGAAUUCUGAGUUCAGCUGCUGCAGCAAAAGUGUCCUCAUCAGGACGGCACAGGUUUUUUAUUUUAUAUUUACAGUAAGGAUGUGUGCGCAAAGAAUGAGGAUUUUUAAGGAGAUUUGAUAUCCAGAAAAUUGACUUUAAGACUAACACAUUCAUAGAAGAUGUAAAUUGGAGAUUUUGAUUUUAAGCGACAACAAAAUAUGUCAGUGACAAUAAUCACAUGGUUGGUACUUGGGUAACACUUUACAAUAACCAUAACUUACACAUGGUAAAUAUACCAUUUAUGAAUGGUAAUCAGAUAGUUUAUUAAUGUUUAAUCAUCAUUUAUAUCUAUUAAUAAAUUGCAAAUUUUGCAGUUUUAAAAACCUAACCCUAACUUUACAAUAACCAUCUAAGUAAUGUUUAUAGAUGGUUUAUUAACCAAAUAUUAACGAUUUACAAAGUGCCAAUGACACACAUUUUAAUCUAGAUGUUUUACAACCAAUAUUUAAACCCUAUAUAAACCUUUAAUAAAUAGUCCAUUAAUAGUUAAUAAAAAUCCAAACCACUGCUCUCUCAAAUGUUGACUUAAAGACAGAGAAUUAAGAAUAUAUAUAUAUAUAUAUAUAUUUUAAAAUACACCUUCAUAUGUGGCUUUGUUGAUGAAGUUGUAAACAGAGUUAGAGUUUGUACAUAGAAUAGCAUUCAUCUGUAUGUCUUUUUUACCCUCAAAAUAGCUUCAACAGAAGAAUUAAACACUAGAUGGCAGCAAUGCUUCACCAUUUGGAUUUAAAGCCAGCAGAGGUGACAAAAGUGGGAAUGAUACUGCUCAAACUGUGCCGUUAACCAGCUUUUUCCGCUGCAAACAAGCAUUAUAGAAGCUUAAGUUAAGGUGUUGAAUAAGGAGUUUUACACGGGUUGAUGAAUAGCUAAGGAAGUAUUUCACACAAGGAGCUUUGCAGUUUGAUUUUUCAAAAACUACCCAGUAGAAACAUUUAUUACUUCUACUUGUGCUGAUCCUGCAGUGUGUAUUAAUAUCACACCAUGCACUCUGAUGAUUUAUCAGCCCAAGGUUUGGUUCAAUUUGAUUUAAUCCGGGGCAACAAAUAAAUGAUGUUUUGCAAAGUCCUGUUUAUCAUCAAUAACAGAUCACUUUGUGCUCAGCAGGAUUAAGAUGAAACCUUAAUGAUCCCAGCGGGGGAAAUUGGAACAGGGCAAAAAAUAAAUAAGAUUAGCACAAAGUGAAGGUUAUAUGAAUACAUGACCUACAAUUUCAGGGGAACAUUAAAUGACAAGAUGGGGAGAAAAAUGGUUGUAUGUGAAAUUAGAUUAAUGCGGCAUGGAAAAUCCAAUAUAUAUACAAAAUGAACAAAUCUCAGAGGCAAUGAAAUAUGUGCAGCUACACAAAAAUUAAAUAAACAUGUCGUAUGCGUAUGUCCAGAUCGCACUGCUCAAAUAUGGCACAGUUAUAAAUGCAUAAAACGAGGGAUAAUCAUCAAACUCUUCAAAUGGAGACAAAGUGUAUGCAGAAAAAUCUGCAGGGCUCAUGCAUACUGUUAGUGCGGGGAUAAAUUGUUAAUGUAUUUAUUAUAUAAGCUCUUAUUCAUAUGCAUAGAGAAGAUUUUGUGAGGACUCUGAGUGCAGUAUCGAGACUCUAACACAGACUGGCAGAGGCUGGCUGAAGAGAGCUGAGCACACAAGCGCUCCGCGUUGCAUCACUCCACUACAGAGGCGGCUGGAAGGUGUUGUCUUUGAUGUUCAGUUCAGUUUCAUUUCUCUUCACCCGACUAUUAAUGCUCUUGUUAUGCUGCCUCCUCGGCUCACCACUGCCAAGACAACUGAGUGAUAGCAUACGUCGACCUCAGCCCUCUCAAGUAGGGCCUUUCUUGUUCUGUGUGACUGCUCAGAGCAGUUUGUCAGAGAAAUUUUGCCUCAGAUUUUCCCUUUUGCAACACCUUUACGCUGUACUCAGAUCAGAUUUCCUUGAAAAUGAAUAUCCGGCUGUUUUUGGUUAUGAGAUGGCCAUCCUCUGACCUUUCUUAGCUCUAAAGGUGUCUUAAAAAUCUGCCAUGAUUUCCAAACGUCUCAAUUUAGAAACAAACAUUUUGUGUCAUCUUUAGCUGCUGAAAUUAGGGCCUGUGUCCACUGACAGCACCUCUUGUUUGCUGGCUAUGCUUACAACAACAAGCACCAAUUGUUGCAAAUAUUACAAAGGUUAUCUCAUUAAGGUCCUCACACACCAGGAAAGACGCAAAUUAUGAAAUAUUCGGAGGCCAAUUUUGACGCGCCUGACUAUACACAUCAAGCCCGACGCGUCCUGGGUGGAAACUUGUAAAUGACUAACAUUUGUUUUAAGACUCGACUUUCGACUCAACACCUGGAAAAAAAUCUUUUUUCAUUUUCAUUUUUUUCAUUUAUUUAUUUUUUUCAUACAUGUGCGUGCAACACGAAAAAGUAUACUGAAAACAAACAAACAAAACCAGAGAGAAUCUUCAAAACAACAUAACAAUAAUCAAAUCAAAAAAGUUAAAAUAAUAAUAAAAAAUACUACUAAUAAUAAU